Molecule: messenger RNA, 981 nt
Organism: Cryptomeria japonica (Japanese cedar)
Lineage: Eukaryota; Viridiplantae; Streptophyta; Pinopsida; Cupressales; Cupressaceae
Exons: 4
Coding region: 1-981 (326 amino acids)
Source: RefSeq, a predicted model, not a curated record
AUGUCUGUGUUGGGACUUCAAGAGAAUUCUCUAGAGCAGACAGAAGUGUGGAAAAGGGCUGAUGUGUUGGACAACCUUGAUCAUAGAUGUAUUGGCCAAUCUACUAAUAUACUGCUAGGUAAGGCCAAGGGGAAUCAGGGGAGAAGAUCAAAUAAGCAGACAAGAGAAGCUAGAGCCAACGAGAAAGGCAUCAUCAAUGUUAUCAAGUUCAUGAAAAAAGCCAAGGGAGUCAGGGUCUCCCUUGAAGCCAGAGGCUCUGCCGGGGGUUUGGGAGUUCUGUGGAACCCGCAUAACAUAAAGGUGAUGGAGUUGGAAAGAACAAAAAAUUGGUUGUUUGGAGUGGUUCAUAGCUUGAAGGAAAAUGUUUUUUUUCCAUUGGUCAAUGUAUAUGGCCCAAUAAAGACAGAAGAGAAAGCGAAGGUUUGGAAGGAUAUUUCCGAUAAGAUUGGCUCCCUCAACAAUGAUAGAGUCAUUGUAGAAGGGGAUUUUAAUGCUUUGCUUGAUCUGGAGGAAAAGAGAGGUGGUUUGAAAAUGAACAACAAAGUCAUGGAGUAUUUCAGGGAUUUUGUGACGUUGAAUCAUUUGUUUGAUGUCAUACCAAAGAAUGGAAGAUAUACUUUGACCAAUAGGAGAGAGAACUUUGCAAAAAUAUUAGAGAGGCUGGAUAGAUUUUUGAUGGUUAAGAAGAAAAUUAAAGAAUUGAACAAGGUCUCGUUCAAGAAUAUUUUUGUAGAAAAGAUAAGAGUGGAAGUAGAGCUGGAUAAACUGAAUAAUAAUGUUAUCUCAGUAGGAAUGUCCAACGAUGAAUUUGCUAGAGAUAAGCAACUAAAAAGAGAAUUGUCGGAACUCUUGCUCAGAGAGGAAGUCUUUUGGUGGGACAAGUCAAGAGAGUGUUGGAUCAAAGAAGGGGAUUUGAACACAAAAAUUUUCCAUUCUUCUGUCAAGGUCAAAAGAGCUAAUAGUCGAAUUAGUCGUAUUUAG